AUGACUUCGAGCACGACGCAGACGGUUGAUAGCCAUGCUGCCGAUCCUUUCGCCGAGACACGAUUUUCUCUCUUUCACACCAAAGUUGAUCUUGACCUGAACUUCGGCCAGAAUAUCACUGGCCACACCGAAAUAGAAAUUCAUCCUGAAUCCAAAAGCUUCAAGUACAUCUAUCUCAACGCCCAGCAAUGCUCAGUCUCCAACGUUACCGUCAACGGCAUUGAGGCGACGCACUACCACCAAGAUCCGUGCGUUUUGACGAAACUCCACUUCGAAGCCACUGCACAUCAGCACCACUUUUUCGCCGAUAAAAUCGACCGCCUGCGUGGCAAAACUGUCCGGCCAAAUCUUGUCAUCCAAGUGCCAUCGAGUAUCAGAAUAACAGAAGUCAACGAAACCGAGGUCCGCACGCAAGAUGCUGGGACGAUCAGAGUGCCACAACCUGCCGGCACCGAUGCUACCGAAACAGCUCGUGGCCUUACGGAUACCUCGGUGGCUAAAUUCACUCCUCUUGUAGUCUCCAUCAAUUUCACAACCAUCCACAUGCAUGACGCUGUUGAGUUUGUCAGCGGGCCGAGGGGAAGUGGUCGUUGGCCCCAUGCCUUCACAAGAGGCCGACAAGGCGGUGCAAGUGCGGCGACCUUGUUUCCUUGCUCCGAUUCGCUCUAUGUGCGAGGAACAUGGGAGAUCGCUAUCACAACGCCUCAAACAGUUGGCGAUGCUUUAAAACAGACCUUAGCCGAAAAUUUGGGCGAUGUCUCGCCUGACAAGAAAGCCAACGGAGCAGCGCCACCCGCUCAUGAGACUAAGCAGAUGCUCGUUCUCUGUUCUGGAGAAUUUGUCAACGAUGUGAUCUCGAAAACAGAUCCGACUAAGAAGACGACACAAUUCAUCAUUAUGGAAAAGAUCUCGGCCCAGCAGAUCGGCUUCGCUGUUGGCCCUUUCGAACGGGUUGACCUGAACGUCUUCAGAGACGCCGAGGACCAGGAUAAACUCGGCGAUAAUGCCGUUCAGAUGUAUGGGUACUGCUUGCCUCAUCGCAGCGAAGAGGUGAUGAAUACCUGCCUGCCCACGCCCAAGGCCAUGGAUACGUUUGUCCAGAAGUAUAGCGCAUCUCCCUUUCAGCCCUAUUCGAUGGUUUUUGUCGAGGACAUGCCCCACGAUGUCUCUAUCUUUGCUGGCCUGUCCGUCUGCAGCACUCGACUCCUUUAUCCAGAGGGUGUUAUCGACAGUGCGCAACAUUCGACUCGCAGGCUCGUCCACGCCAUUGCUGCUCAGUGGCUAGGCAUCAAUGUCAUCCCCGAAACUCCCUUCGACGCAUGGGUUGUUGUUGGCAUGGCUCACUUCCUGACAGAUCUUUUCAUGAAAGAUAUAUGUGGCAUGAACGAAUAUCGAGCUCGUAUGUACGAGCAAGCAAACCAAAUAUACGAACAAGACAAAGAGCGACCGUCAAUCUACGACAUGGGCGACAUCUUACAUGUCGAUCCCAGUGCCUACGAAUUCCUAGCCCUCAAAGCACCAGUAGUCUUGUUCAUCCUAGAUCGACGUAUGGCUAAGACGGCUGGAGCUACCAAGAUGCCUGGCAUCAUAUCUAAGAUUCUGACCCGUGCACGGACGGGUGACCUCGACAAUAACGCCUUGUCUACAGACUUCUUCCAAAAGACAACGGAGCGCAUAAACCACGGUCCCAUCAACGACUUCAUGCAGCAAUGGGUCAAAGGUGCCGGAUGUCCACAUUUCCGGAUAACUCAGCGCUUCAAUAAAAAGAAACUCAUGAUCGAGAUGUUCUUCGACCAGCUGCAGUCAGCCUCGGAGCGCGAGCUCGAUUCAAGCACAUUCAUGCGAGAUGUACGGGAAGACUGGAACGAAGUCUAUGCAGGCGAGCGCCAGAACGUUUUCACGGGGCCCAUGACGAUCCGAAUUCACGAAGCUGACGGCACUCCAUAUGAGCACAUAGUACAAAUAAAGGAGGGUCGGGCGCAAAUUGAUGUUCCCUACAAUACAAAGUAUAAACGUCUUAAGAGAACGCGAAAGCAGCGAAACAAAGCUGCCACGAAAGCUGCCGAAGAGGAUGACGAUGAGAAAGAUACACUGGUCUACUACCUGGGCGACAAUCUGCAGACGGAGGAGGAGCUUGAAGCCUGGCGACUUGUCGACUGGAGCCAGGAAAUGGAGAACGCUAUGGCUCUGGAGUCAUUCGAGUGGAUCCGAGCGGAUGCAGACUUCGAAUGGAUUGCUCGAAUUGAACUUCUGCUGCCCGGAUACAUGUACGCUUCGCAGUUGCAACAAGAUCGGGACAUUGUCUCCCAGCUUCAUGCCGUCCGCAGCAUUGCGGCUUACAAAGCUGAUUCGAUGGCCUCGUCAAUUCUAUUGCGAACAUUGAUGGACAAGAGGUACUUCCACCGAGUACGGCAUAUCGCAGCCCAGGGUCUUGUCUUGCACGCAGACAGGACCAACGACGAGACUAGAAUGCUGGUUGACGUGGGUAAGUUUCACUUAAAGAAGGCCUUUGAGGAGUUAUUCUGCUCGACCGACUCCGGAACAUCAAUUAUUCGACCAAAUGAUUUUUCCGACCAUCAGCAAUACCUCGCUCAACUGGCUAUCGUCGAGGCUGUCUCAAAGAUCCGCGACGACAACGGCUAUACACCACGAGACAUCAAAGAAUGGAUGCUAGACAAGCUCAAAUUCAAUGAUAACUCUAACAACGAAUUCUCCGAUGCAUUCUAUGUGUCUACGCUGAUGAAGGGUCUCGCAAAAGCUCUGAUCGCCAAACCUCUGUCGGCGCCAGACGUGGACGCCAUGGAUCUGGACCAGACACGAGAGUACGCCGACUUGCAGCAAUUUGAGCAGGCCUGUGUCGAGGAAAUCGAUCGCUACAGACGAAUGGAUGAAUGGACGAGUUCGUAUCAGAACCUAUACUCGAGGACGGCUUUGGAGUGUCAGGCAAUCCUGGCAAACGCCGGCAUUCACCGGUAUUCACCCCUGCACUUCCUUCAGUACACUCGACCAGGCAAUUACGACAUGCUACGCUUGGCAGCAUUUGAAGUGCUCGUCGAUCCUCGUAUUUUUGAGAUGAGCAGCGUACUUAAAUAUGUUAUCCACUGCACGGUCGCCGACUCCUCGCCCUUGAUUCGACAAGAGCUUCAGAAGGCCUUUGGUGAGAUCAUCGGCCGGCGCGCCAUUGGCGAUAGGGGCCAAGCCAUUGUUAUCGAGAAGCAAGCUGGCUCGGACGAUUUGGUCGUUGAGGAAGGCGCCGACAAGUCAGCGACUCGCGCAGAAGAGAUUGCACGACGCACUUCAAUCGAUGCGGCCCUACUUGCACUAAAGAAAGAGCUCGGCGAGAACGCGAUACUGAAGAAAGCUGUUUGGGACGCAGUCAGCUAUUCAGAGAUCACGAUCGACGAUCUAGCUACCAUGCUUGACUUUUGCCGCAUGCUCUACCCACCGAAAGACGAGAUGAAAGUCAAGCUCCAACUGCCCCGGUACUGGCAGGUUCAGCAUUUAGGCAAGGUAUGGAACAUAGGCCUCUUCCUGAUCUCCCCAUUUUUCAUUGUCUAUAUGCGUUCACCCGCUAACAAGGCUUGUUUUCAGGGCAAGCUCAAAUUUAGUCACACCAACAAGGUGCGUACCAAGCUGGUUCCGCGUUGGCAACCACCCAAGCGCGCAGUUGACGCGCAUCCGCCACCGCCGAUGCGUACAGGAACAGGGAGUCUGAAGCUCAAGAUUCGUCCGCCGAGUCAGGCGAACAUUUCAGCGCCAGGAUUGCAAUCGGCGCGGACACCAGUUCAGACUCCGACGCCGCCCCCACCGCCUGUGCGGCAAGUGCAACAGGAAGCGCCACCACAAAAGAAGAUCACUCUCAAGUUAGGGCUGAAAUCUGGUUCGCCAACUGUCUGA
Messenger RNA from Cyphellophora europaea CBS 101466, 3897 nucleotides. RefSeq lists its product as uncharacterized. The record is from RefSeq and is a predicted model, not a curated record. Gene Ontology annotation, molecular function: chromatin binding; transcription cis-regulatory region binding; RNA polymerase II general transcription initiation factor activity. The transcript has a single exon. Gene Ontology annotation, biological process: transcription initiation at RNA polymerase II promoter. Gene Ontology annotation, cellular component: transcription factor TFIID complex. Bases 1 to 3897 code for a protein of 1298 amino acids. NCBI's taxonomy places the organism in Eukaryota, Fungi, Ascomycota, Eurotiomycetes, Chaetothyriales, Cyphellophoraceae.